This is a messenger RNA of Aspergillus puulaauensis, 3420 nucleotides long. RefSeq names its product forkhead domain protein. Gene Ontology annotation, cellular component: nucleus. Gene Ontology annotation, molecular function: protein binding; sequence-specific DNA binding; DNA-binding transcription factor activity. Gene Ontology annotation, biological process: regulation of ribosomal protein gene transcription by RNA polymerase II. The coding region runs from base 1 to 3420 and encodes 1139 amino acids. The transcript has a single exon. Lineage: Eukaryota; Fungi; Ascomycota; Eurotiomycetes; Eurotiales; Aspergillaceae. The record is from RefSeq and is a predicted model, not a curated record.
AUGUCGUCGUCGCAGACCAUGACAGCGCCAGCGGUGGGCCAUCAUCCUUCAGAGGCUGGUCCGGGCAUGUCGUCUUUGUACGACUAUACCCGUUCUCAGCACUCGCCAGAGAACGACCAACUUUCGUCCCCGCCCACGGGUACCAGCGACUCCGCAAUCCGCAAUCUGCACGAUUCUGCCCCCGACCACUCCCCGUCCUCCCCCAAUGGCCUACAUUCCCUGUCCGGCAUGGUCACAGUCAAGUCCGAGUCUGAAGACCAGGCUUCCCAUGCCUUUUCUAAUGGUCAGGACUCGCAGUCGGAUUUCCGCCGUCAAUCCGCCGCCAGCGCCCUAUUAGCGCAGCUCCUUGGCGGCCAGCAAACGCAAAUGGAGGACUCGAAUCAGACGUUAGAGGGUCCCGGAUUAAUAGGCGGGCAAGAUAAUGAACAGAAACAUGUAUUUGGAGAUGCGUCGCAUGAAGAUUGGGCAACACAUCAAAUGGACGACGUUCCGCCCUCGGGGGCGGAACCGACCAACGGAGAUCAAAGUCAACACUCAGAGGCCCAACAUCACGAAGACAUGUCAUUUCAACAUUCUGAACUGCCCUUUUCAACGACUGACCAAAAUGCGAACAUUAUGGCCAAGUCCGGCGACUCUAUCGAAGGCCUGACCGACCCCUUGCUGUUCUCGAAAACGAGCCUCGACCAUCCCGUACUUUUUCCUCCGAUAGAUUUUGGACCAGCUCCGGAAACGCCAAUGGAGGGUUUGCAGCAGAACGAUAUGCUAAAUUCACCCUAUUUUCCCCAGAGUGCGGACUUAUCAGCUUUGGGAUACACCGAGGGAGCUUUGCAUGAUGGGAACGGCUCGGUAGCAGGAUCUGAGCCAAGGAUCCAAGCUUUUGCCAAACUCGAAUUCGAUGACGGGCAUUUCUACUGCAACACAUAUUCUUUUAUUCUAGGGCGAGAUGUACGAGCUGCACGAGCGGCGCAUCAACGCGAAUUUCAGGCCCGGCAAGUGACGAGGCAUUCGCGGCCGAAAAGUUCGAGUGGCGGAAACGCAUCACAUACGCCCGUACGAGCAAAGCCUGAAGGGAGUGGGGUUCUUGGAAGUGUUGUCAGUGACCGCGGUGGAAUCAUGGGCGUUGAUCCUGAUCUUCCUGGACAUAUGCAAUCACAUAUCAGUCGACGCUCAUCGGCUUCUUCACAUGGCGAGGCCGGCGGUCUUUUACAUGCGACCCCCGCUCAGCUUCAAACCACUACUGACUACAAUGCCCUUGCUAUGGAAUCAUUACAAGAAGGCGGUGGAGAUGCCAAACCUGUUGACGCUCUUGCCCUCCUUCCUUCGCCAGACUCGUGCCCAACCAUCCCGAUACAUCCUCCCGCCACAACCGAUGGUAGCGUUGCUGGUCAUCGCGGUAUUUCGCGAAAACAUGUCAAAAUUUCAUAUAACUUUGACAAGAACCUGUUUGAAAUGGAGGUAUUAGGAAGAAACGGUGCUUUUAUCGGUGCUGAUUGGCUCUCCCCGAGCCAGAUCAGACCGCUUCAUAGCGGCGAUUAUAUUCAAAUCGGAGGGGUCCGCAUCCGAUUCUUGCUUCCAGAUGUGCCGAUUGGAGAGACAGGUGCCGAUAUAGAGGAAGAACAGUUUGCUCCAGAGUCUCAAGAAAACGCCGAGGCUUCUGGUAUGGCUGAUAAUGAAGACGACCUUGAAAAGGACGGCUCAAAGUCAACGAAGAUUGUUUUGAAGACCAAGGAAACAGAAGCAGCGCAAUCUAUCGAAGGCGAUGGUCAGCAGCCAGCCCGGCGUCGCGGUCCUGGACGACCCCCCAAAGAUGGGAUCAUGUCAAAACGGGAACGAGCCGAGUUGGCGCGGGAACAGAAAUUGGCUGCCAGGCGCGAGGCAAACGGAGGCGUUACACCCCCACCACAAAGCAAACCGAAGGCAGGAAAGACAAUGACCACACCUGGAGGUCCAGUGCCCAAGGAAUCUGUGGAGGGCGAAUCGCCCAGUUCAAAGCCAGAGAAACGGAAGUAUACGAAAAGGAAGAAGGACGGGACUACGAUGGACAUCCCUCUGCCUUCAACAGAGGGUGGGCAGUUUCCCCAGGAACAACAGCCCCAAGAAUACGUCAAGCCUCCGCCUGUCAAGAAGCGCAAGCCUUCUCGCUCACCUUCCCCCAAUUAUCCACCAGAGUCUGCGUAUACGCCUGAAGACCUGGCUAAACCGCCGUAUAACUAUGCGGUUCUCAUCUUUGAUGCUCUCACCGAAGCCACCACGCCAAUGACGCUGAAGCAGAUCUACCGGGCGUUGAAGCUUAAAUACCCUUACUUCCGCUUCAAAUGUGAGACCGAGGGCUGGACAUCUAGUGUGCGGCAUAAUCUCAACGGCAACAGUCACCUCUUCAUGCAUGCAGAGCGAGAUGGCAAAGGAUGGUCAUGGCAACUACGGCCAGGUGCUUCCGUCGAAAAGGAGAAGAAAAGACGUCCGUCACCUCCUCCUCCCCCACCCGCCCAACCUCACCCUCCUCCGUCUGUGACUCCUCAAUACAUGCCACCCAUGCCAAACUCAUACCAAAACCAACCGAAUGGUCAAAAUGGUAUGGCCAAUCCGCACUUCCAAUUCUCAUCGAUGCCAGCAAACCCAUACCCUCCGCCGGCAGCAGCGCCCGCGCCCGCGCCCGCUCCAGCUCCUACUCCCGCCCCUCCGCCUGCUUCUGCUCCUACCCCUGCUCCUCCUCAACACGCAACUCCGUAUCCGCCUCCUGCACAGCCUGCGGCCUCCUCUCCCUUCCCAAUACCCAGUCCAAUCAAAAACAACCUCCCAGCUGCGUUUGCACAAACAACACCAACUACAUAUACCUCACCUUACGCCUCCGAUCCUCCACCGCAGCUUCUCCAGUACCAACAAUCCCAGCAGGCUCAACCACAGCCGCAACCACAACAGCAACAGCAACACAUGCAGCCGCCGCCUCCACCACAGCAUCAAUCACCAUAUCCACCCCCGAGCACCCAGUCACAUCCACCAAACAACAGCCAACCCCAGAAUUACCCUUCAAAUUCGGGUCCUCCACCACAACAUCAUCAACCUCAACACCAACCGCAGCAUCAACCGCAGCAUCAGCCUCAGCCUCACCACCAACCCAACCAACAGCAGCCACAGCAAGCCUACAACAUGGGAGGCCAGAACUCAGGGCCGGUACCUAUGGACACGUCUUCCGACGAGGCUUUCUUCAACGAGCGUGCUAACAAAGCCAUUGAUGACUUUGAAGCGGUGCUGCUGGAAGACUACGAAGACAAAGAUUAUAUCAAGGGUGUUCUAAAGAGUGCACGUGCUCGGGCCUUGGGGAGUGCAACAGAGAGUUCGUUCCCAGGUGGUGAGCCGCCUGAUGAAGCGGUUCUUCUCGAUGCGCUGAGAAGUAUGAUCCAGGGGUUGAGGGGAGAGUAA